Trichomonas vaginalis G3 is the source of this 1269-nucleotide messenger RNA. RefSeq names its product protein ubiquitination. The transcript has a single exon. The record is from RefSeq and is a predicted model, not a curated record. NCBI's taxonomy places the organism in Eukaryota, Parabasalia, Trichomonadida, Trichomonadidae. Bases 1 to 1269 code for a protein of 422 amino acids.
AUGACUUUCUUGUCAUCAAAAGGCUUCUCUAACUUAAUAGGCUGCCAGGUUGAUGAAGACUUCUCAUUCGUAACAGAUACAAAAACUUAUAAAUGCAAUAGAGUUAUUGCUAUUUUUCUUUCACCAGCUGUUGCAAAAGCAAUAAAAUCAGAUGCAUCAUUAAACGAGUUUAAAAUCAACGACCCAAUGAAUUGCUUUGAGAUAAUAUAUAAAUCAUUACAAGGAGAACCUCUAUCAAUUGAUGUUUCAAACGCAGAUCUGAUUUUUGAUAUCGCAAAUCAACUUGGAAACUCAGAAAUUGCUGAGAUUGCAUCAGAAUACGUACAACAAGAAAUUGAUGCAUUUUCAGUUAUUUGGAAGAUAAAAGCAAAAUUUAUUUUAAAUAUAAGUUUCAACAAAGAAUUAGAAUACGCUAUAAACAACAUUGACAAGAUAAAUCUUAAGGAAUUAGCAAAAGUCGGACUGGAAUUCGUGAAUUUAUUUUUGGAAAAAAUUUCUUCCGAAACAAACAAAUAUUGCAAAGAAAUUUCAACCAUUAUACUAGAAUCCAUAGCAUUGUAUGGAAAUGACUCGUCUAUUCUUUUGAAGUACUUUCCAAUUUCAAAUUCAACGAAUGAAGAAAUCACAGAGCUAAUUAAUAAACUCUCGCCUUCAAUGAUUACAUUAGAACUAUGGAAAUCAUUGAUUUACAAGCUUGGUAUGAAUAAAGAAUCUCUUCCAGAAAAUAAAAACCAAUUUGUUCCAAACCAAGAACCAAUCGAGGAGCCAAAUGAUUUAUUCAAAGGAAUAUUCUACACUCUCAAGAUGAAAUACGAAUCAGCCGAUUUAGUUAAUGAUAAAAUUGUUGAAAUCACGUCAACAACAGGAGACACAACUAAUCUGAGCAGAAUAUUAGAUCCAAAUAAAAUAGAUUACUUUAUUACAUCAAUUAGCAAAAUUACUGAAAAUUCACCUGCAAUUAUUUUCCAUUUUAUGACAGAAAGAGUUUCAAUAUCAGCUUAUACCAUAAAGACAUCAUACCAUAAUAGAUAUACUAAUCAUAUGAUUAGUUGGGCCAUUGAAGGUUCAAAUGACGAAAUUCAUUGGGAUCUCUUAGACAAACAUGAAGACUGCCAUGUUUUAAAUGAUCCAAAUACUGUGGCAACAUUUAGAGCCUGCAAUGCUUCUUGUUAUUGGUAUCUUAGACUCAGAUUACUCGGAAAGAACGAAUCAAAGCUACCGAGAAUAUGUCUUAAUGCUAUAGAAUUCUACGGAUCAACAGAUUAUUGA